AUGUUACUUGAAACGAAGAAGAGGACACGCGUUUCAGACGAAGAAAGUGAUCAUAAUGAAAGUGGAGAAGGCUUUGGUGGUGCCAUGAUUGAUGGCAGGAAUAAUUACAAAGAAAAGGCUGGAAAAGUAGACUUAAAGAGAAUGCGGUUAGAUCUUGACCAUGAAGAUUUGAGAGUGGUUCCAUCCGAACUCUUUAACUCUAGUUCAGAAUCAUCACCAAGAACGCCAUCAUCUCACUCAACCCAUGCGGAUACCACCGAUUUUACAUCUUCUCCCUAUUCAUAUCAUCAAAUUCUUCAACAGCAGCAACAAUCAACUUUAGGCGGUACUUCUUUAUUGAAUCCAAAUUUCCAUAAACUACAUCGUAACCCAAUUCGAAUCUCGACAAGAUCAGAUGCAUCAUCAUCAUCCUCUACUGAACUUUUAAAUCCUUACAUGAACAUCAAUUCGGUUUUGUAUCUCGCCAAUUUGACGCGUACUUCACAUAUCGUGAAUGAAUUGCAAGACGAUCUUGGAUGCAUGGAAAUUGACGAGAGAAUUGCUGGAUCAAAUCAUAAUGAAAGAAGACAUGGAACAUCUUCAUCCGCAAUGGAGAAUGUUGGUUCUUUGGAUCAAGAAUUGACUCAUGACCUUCAUUAUCGGUUUCAGAAUAGAGAAUAUGUUAAUGAAGGUUCUUCUGAUGUGUCCGAUUACCAGUCCAUUAACGCAAUUUUGAGAGAAGCUUUCUUAAGAAGGCAUCAACACUAA
Molecule: messenger RNA, 747 nt
Organism: Funneliformis geosporum
Lineage: Eukaryota; Fungi; Glomeromycota; Glomeromycetes; Glomerales; Glomeraceae
Source: the annotation of a GenBank genome assembly